AAUAAAAACAAAUAUUUUUUUACGUAGUGUAGAACUGUAGAAGUAAUCAACAAAAUACGCCCAUUAAUGGGGAACGAUAUGCAAAUAAGAAAGCAAGACUAAAAUAACUAAAUAAAUACAAUUUUUUUUAAAUAUAUAUUACUAAAUUAAAUUAAAAAACAAAAACAAUAUGAAUGAAGAUGAGAGUUAUAAAUUUGCAGCAUGUACUUUCUUCGCCAAAAAUCAUCCUGGGGAGUCGUGCGGUAGCAAUGGUUUACCUUUAACACCUAGUUCUAUUACAAUACUAGGUAGAUCUCAGCGCCUACUAACAAUUGAACAUACCAACUUGUGCACUUAUCUCGAUAUAAUAAGAGGCAAACAUGAAAGAAUUAUUGUUGUCGCAGAAGUAAUUGGCAAGUCUCUAGCUGAAUAUACAUCCAAGUUUUCUUAUGAAGAAAUAAUAAAUAUAUCCCUGCAAGUAACUAAUGCAAUGAUGUUCCUCCACAAGCAAGAUAUAACUCACAGGACAUUGUCUGAUGAUAAUAUUUUAUUGGAUAGUAAUGGCCGAGUUAAAUUGUUUAACUAUGGAUUGUAUUAUAUGACAAAUGGAGGAAAUGAAGUACCAUUUCCACUUGGAUUGCCAAGAUAUCUUAGUCCUGAGACUAUAAUUAAUGGUGGUGGUCCAUCAGCUGAUGUGUGGACAUUUGGUAUUAUACUUUUAGAACUGUGCAUAGGAAAAUUAUGGAAAAAUAUAAAACCAGGUCCAACGCUGAGAAGAAUACUAACCCUAGUGCAUGCCAGUAAUCCUGCAGAAAGGAUAGCCCGUGAACAUGACUGUCUCGAAGCCUAUAAGGAAAUACCGGACACAAUCAAAAAUUUAAUAGAGAAAUGUCUUCAAAUAUAUCCUAGUGAUCGAGCAACAUUUGCAGAAUUAAAUGACGAACUAUCAAAAAUUAAUAGCAAAACACUUGAAGAUAUAAAGCAACCUCGUGGACUUAUGGGUUGUAAGCUACAGUACUUGUACUACUGGUGGCAGUUAACUGGUGGGGAUAUACAAGCUGAAUUGAAAAAGAAUGGACUCAUUAAAAAUAGUCCACCAAUAUUAUCAAUGCCUAUAGCUAUUCUUCUAGAUGGCGGUACAAUUGGAGGUAAGACUGGGGCGCUCUUUGAUCGUCGAAUUGCCAAGUACAGUCUAGAUUUACUAAAGAAUCGCCUAAGUCACAUCCCGCCUCAGGAUUUCUACCCACUGAUGCAUGAGAGGAGAAAGGACUAUGAUGCUGUUGCCUUACCUAAGAUAAUAAGAGAAAGAGACACGGAAUACCAGUUCUACAGAUUGCUCUGGUUUCAAAGGCUAUUACACGGCUAUCCAUAUACAACUCAAUAUAUAAGAUCUGAAGCCGAAAUAGAUAUACCUCCUCUAGUAAGAGGGGACGUGUGGGCGGCUCUGCUGGGUGUGGUGGGAGAUAUUGAGGACCAAUACGAGAGAAUAGACAAGGAAACGCCUACUCCUACAGAUAGACAGAUCGAUGUAGACAUACCUCGAUGUCACCAAUACUGCUGGUUGCUCUGUGGUUCGGCUGGACAUAAGACCUUAAAAAGGUUGCUUAAAGCUUGGCUCUUAACAAACCCACAAUAUGUCUACUGGCAAGGAUUAGAUUCGUUGACAGCUCCAUUUUUGUAUUUAAAUUUUUGUAAUGAAGCCCGAGCCUUCGCCUGUUUAUCCGCUUUCGUGCCUAAGUUUCUCCACAAGUUCUUCUUGAAAGACAACAGCGCUGUGAUCAAGGAGUACUUGGCAAAGUUCUGGCAAAUGACAGCGUUUCACGAGCCAGAGUUGGCAACGCAUUUACACGAUAUCAACUUCGUGCCGGAGCUCUUCGCUAUACCCUGGUUCUUGACUAUGUUUUCACAUGUGUUCCCACUACAUAAAAUCGUCCAUUUAUGGGACGCCCUUCUGGUGGAAGGACCUUCAUUGCCUCUGUUUAUGGGAGUUGGUAUUCUGAGGCAGUUGAGGGACACAUUGCUGGAUUCAGGGUUCAAUGAAUGCAUCCUUUUGUUCUCCGAUCUGCCUGAAAUCGAUAUUGGAGAGUGUGUUAAGGAAUCUAUAGAAAUGUGUCGUAUUUCACCAAGAAGCAUAAGUUAUAGAAGAUUCACAAAUGAACCUGAAAUGAAAGAUCCUAUGGAUAUAGUCGAGGUUCCAUUGGAAGUGUUGUUGUCUGAAACGUGCUCUCGUAUAAGUCUCGCUGAUUUCUUCUCAUUGACAUGCCAAGAUAAAUGUUGUGUAGUUGACAUACGGUCGAAUUUGUUAUACGAAAAGAGUUGUAUAGAGGGUAGUGUAAACGUGCCCUACAGCGGGGUUCACCUUGGACAGCACGAGCUCAAGUCUCUCGGAGCUCAUCCACACAAGGUGCUGAGUGAAGCUAUCCGACUGAAGAAGAUUAUCGUCGUUGCUUCUGCGGAAGACGAGACAGCUCAACUGUUCAGCGACUACCUCGUGAAGUGCAGCGUGUCGCGCGUGUGCGUGCUGCACGGCGGCGUGCCCGCGCUGCACGCGCACGUGCCCUCCCUGUUCACCGUGCCCAAGAAGACCAAUCAUAAGUAACCUCGCGAAAUAAAUAAACGCUAAAGUUAAGAUUCACUCAUUCGACUGUCUAAUAAGAAUAUUUUGCAGUAUAUCCAAUUAUAUGUAAAAAAAAUUGUUUUUUUUUGCCCAAUUAUAUGAAAAAAAUGUUUUUUUUUUUUUACGGUACUUCAAAAUAUUUUGGUUAAUAAUUUACAGAAAAAAAAUUCAUUCCCUUUUAUAGUUACGCUACUACAUCUUUAUAUGUUAGACAUAAAAUAUGUAAGUAUUAGAGAUACGACAUCCGCGUAAUAUCCUGCCGACAGGUAUACCUGUUGAUCGGAAGGGACAAAAACUUAUUCGCUAAUCAAAUUAUAUUUUAUAUAAAUAGGCUCAUACGAGCACCUCUGAAUCGUCACUUCAAACGUUCGUUUUGCUUACGGAUGGUAGAAUUAAAUGAAGGAGGAGAAGCUAUUAUUACUUACGGAUUUGUAGACGACAAAUAAUAUAUUUAUUAGAUACAAUUAAAUUUAUACCCUACACGAAGAUCAACGAAUGAUAACUUAAUCUUUAUCUAUAAUAAUAUAUAAAAUGUAAAUAAAAUUAAUAUUGUAUAGAAAAAUAUGUUUUGUGUUUUAAUAAUAAUUGUUUUCUCAUAUGUUUAGGUUCCAUUUAAUUUCAACUCACAUAUAAGAUUUUGUAGCUUAUUAC
This is a messenger RNA of Nymphalis io (European peacock), 3247 nucleotides long. RefSeq names its product TBC domain-containing protein kinase-like protein. The transcript is spliced from 13 exons. Gene Ontology annotation, biological process: activation of GTPase activity; protein phosphorylation. Gene Ontology annotation, molecular function: ATP binding; protein kinase activity; GTPase activator activity. Lineage: Eukaryota; Metazoa; Arthropoda; Insecta; Lepidoptera; Nymphalidae. The coding region runs from base 170 to 2578 and encodes 802 amino acids. The record is from RefSeq and is a predicted model, not a curated record.